AUGUCUCCCAGCCCGACAUACUCGUUGGCAGACGUGCUUGCUGUUGCACAAAUGCACCCAUUCUAUUGCUCAGCUCAGUAUCCACCAGAUGAAGAUGCCAUUCAGGGUGCGAGGGAGGAAGCAGCACAGAAGUUCGAACAGUUUGAUCUAAAGGCAUGGCCACCGCUACUGAAAAGUGAUUUGUAUACCGUGAUUGAGCGGCUUAUUAACGACACCGACCCGAGGAACACCUAUCGCUAUAAUGUUUACACCAGCGUUACAGGCGGAGGUGGCGGUGUAUCGAAGCCGUUGUUCUUCGCGACAGAUGCGCUUGAGAAUCGUCGGCAUAGGGCCCUCUUUGGCGAGUUCCUUAAGAAGAUCGGCAUCAUCGAACGUGGGGACUGGGUCCUGUCGACCCAUCACGGCGGCAGCUUGUACAGAUCUCUUGACCUAACACUGGAGAUUCUAGAAAAUGCUGGAGCUACUGUGCUAGCUGCUGGGCAUCAGUGCCCACCUCCUACUGUGGUACAGUUACUGCAAGACUUCAACGUCAACGUCCUCGCCGGCGACAGCAGUCAGAUCAUAUCAAUUGUCCAACAGAUAUCAACCAUGUCAGACAUGAAGAAGCGGAUCAAGAUCAAAAAGGUGAUCUACACAUCCGAAGGGCUUUCCAUCAUACAAAGAGCGCAAAUCUAUGAAGUGCUUGGUCCGGUAAUCAUAUACUCCAUACUCGGAGGUGCUGAGGCUGGGCCGUAUGGAGCAAGCAGCCCGUUUCUUGUGGAUUUCGAUCCUGAAACCAACUGCAACGACUUUAUAAUCGAUACAAGAAUGACAGCUAUCGAAGUUUUCCCGCUUUCUUGCACUGCGGGUGAAAGCGGCUGGAUCGCCGAGCCACUGCCAGACGGAGAAACAGGUGUCAUUGCACAAACGGUACUGACACGUCUGCGCCAUCCUGUCAUACGUUACAUAACUGGCGACAUAGGAUCCCUUCAUUCCCUACCACACAAGGCCGUUGGUCGCAUUGCCAAACAUGAUCUGCGUCAUUACCGAGUUCUCCGCCUACAGGGCCGCGACCAUCGCUUCAGCUUUAUGUGGGAUGGAUGCGACUUUCAGUUCGACAAACUGAAUAAGAUCUUAUCUGAUCCUCAGUCGGGAGUUCUCUUAUGGCAGGUGAUACUAGACAAGAUGCAACCGUCACAAGAAAUUUCGUUGGAGAUUCGUCUGCUGAGCGGCCAGAGCUCGGGGGAUACUGUGCACUUACAAACCCUUUUGGAGCUUCUGAAGGCAUGUUUAGAUGUCAGUGUUUCGAAUGAGCACAAAGUCAAGGUCGCCUUUGUAAAUGAUGUUCUUGGGUUUGAGCUGAGUGAGACAGGCCGAAAGGUUAUUCGGUUUGUUGACCACUCCUCCUAG
This is a messenger RNA of Fusarium odoratissimum NRRL 54006, 1389 nucleotides long. RefSeq lists its product as uncharacterized. NCBI's taxonomy places the organism in Eukaryota, Fungi, Ascomycota, Sordariomycetes, Hypocreales, Nectriaceae. The transcript is spliced from 3 exons. The record is from RefSeq and is a predicted model, not a curated record. The coding region runs from base 1 to 1389 and encodes 462 amino acids.